This is a messenger RNA of Perkinsus marinus ATCC 50983, 1698 nucleotides long. Its product is annotated as magnesium and cobalt transport protein, putative. Gene Ontology annotation, cellular component: membrane. Bases 1 to 1698 code for a protein of 565 amino acids. The transcript has a single exon. NCBI's taxonomy places the organism in Eukaryota, Perkinsozoa, Perkinsida, Perkinsidae. The record is from RefSeq and is a predicted model, not a curated record. Gene Ontology annotation, biological process: transmembrane transport; metal ion transport. Gene Ontology annotation, molecular function: magnesium ion transmembrane transporter activity; magnesium ion binding; cobalt ion binding.
AUGCUCUCUUCUCAGUUCGAUAUGUUCGAUCAAGAUCACGAUUUGGAGAUGUCGCCAUCCGAAGUUGCCCGUGGUCUCCGACAGCAAGCUCUGUACACCAAACAUUCUGCUGAAUCUGAUGUAGCCUUUCAUGAACUAUGCGGCAUUCUCACAAGCCGCGGUCCCGAUGGAACUAUGGAGGAGAACCCCGAAGAGCGCAUUAUCAAGCCUCCAGAGUUCGUAGCAGCUCUCAAAUGUCUGAGGAUGGCAGCUCUGCUCCAUGCGCCUGAGCAGGCGAAGCAAAUCAGAAUUCACAUUUACGAAUAUCGAGAGGACUUUCUCUACAGCCGAAACCCCUUGGAGGAUCCAGUGUCGUUCCUUUUUCGACCGACCGCAAUGUCCAGAGUGCUUAACACUAAGAAGAUUCAGAAACCAUUCAGGGUCCGCUGGCUCCAUUCUCACGAUCCGUCGCAGGCUGCAGUGCUGGGCUUGGCUAUCAAGUAUGGUUUGGACCCUCGGUUUGUAUUGGACGUUUUUACGUUAUGGCGAGAAGGGGCUAAAGUGGAUCACAUUUUUGGUUACAGGCCAACUGGCCGCGGAGAGACGCGAAUAACUCGGAAGAAUCCGCCGUUGUGGUCAAUUAUCAUCAUUCCUGUACUGCGAUUGACUCAGACGAGCCGUGAUACCUUGCGGCCAUGGCAGUCCUGGAGGAGGCAGAAGCUCCGGAAGGAUUUGCCGAAAGUUGAUAAGACUGUUGCACCCCCGAUCGUAAAAGUGGAAGUCGAGCAGUGCAACUUGGCGAUGUUUGUAACGGGUAAAGCGGAAGGUGGUACCCUCAUCAGUUUCUCCAGCGAGUGGGUAACGCUCUGCAAAACCGGUACCGAUCGGGAUGAUGAGGAUGUGAAAGGUAGUGGGGGUAAGAUGAAGAAGCAUUGGUGGAGCAGGAGAACACCGAGCGAGGAGACUGUUGACGAGGAGAAGGCAGAGUCGACCGCUGACACCCGCAUACGGACGAGAUUCCGAACUCUGACGCAUACUAUCACAGAUUGGGAGACGAUGUCGUACGAUAUGAGUAUCUUCCGUAAUGCUCUGGGAAACCUCAAGACUUCGUACAGCAAUGUGAGAACUGGUGAUACACAUACCUUACUCUUCAAGGUAUUGUGCGAUAUCACUGAAGACUACAUAUUGGUGGGUCAAGCUUACGAUGCGUCUCUGUCCGUGCUGCAGAGGAGGCUCGAUAGAGAGAUGGAUAAGUUCUAUCAGAAGGAUGUCAAAAGACUGCGGAAGAUCGUCAGGCAGCUGGGCCAACUCUAUCGAAUGGUGAGGCCUGUCCUAGAUGUCCUGGAGACGGCUGUGGGCUACAGACAUUGGAGUCCCGACUCGCAGAUGUACACCUCGGAUAUUCGUAGCAACACUCAUCAAUUCCUGGAGGAAUCAUUGGCAUUGAGAGAGAAUGCGAGGAUGAUGCUCGAACAGUAUCGGCAGUAUUGUGAGUCUAGGACGAGCAAUAUUGUUUAUGUCCUCACUUUGGUCACAACAAUCUUCGUUCCCGGACAGUUUUUGACGGGCAUUUACGGUAUGAAUUUCCAGAAUCCCUUAACAGGUGAUCCGGGAAUGCCCGAGCUGAUGUGGAAUUAUGGAUACUUGUACUUUUGGUUGCUUCUGCUCACAAUCACGAGUCUUAUCUUCUUUCUCUACCGAAAGAAAAAGUGGAUCUAA